AUGCCAAGCAAUGCCAAGACGCAGGUCCAAAACGGUAUUGAUAUGGCCACGAAGCUAAGCCAUGUGCAAGGCAUGGGCCCGAAAAGUGCUGAUGUGAGCGAGGGUGGCGUGGCAAAACCGAAAAGUGCUGAGAAGGACGAGAAUGGCGUAGAGUCGCCUCAGAAAAUCGCCCUGGUACCGUUCGUAGCGGACCCAGUACACCAAUACGACGGCGACGGCAAUGCUUCUUGCGCCAGGGAACGCUCUGUCCAGGACGACUUUCAGCUUGCAGUCCAGCAGACCCUCGCCGACCAUGCCAAAGAAGUUGAAGACCAAGGCGAUAGCCACGGUCACCCGCGAGAUACGGGUGCAGGGGAGGGCAAUGACGAUCUUGAAAACGGGGCCAAGAAGGAGGAAGCAAUCGGCAGCGGAGGCACUCACGAAUCUGCAUCUUUAGCUGAACACCCGUUGCAGAGCGCCGUCACGUCGUUUGACAUGGCGUUGGGAGAGCUCAAUCAGCUAGUCCAUCUUGUCGAUCUGGCCCGGGCGGGCGAGUUCAUGGCACUGGAGAGGGUGACACCAAGUGACGAGGACCAAGCCAGGGCAAUGUCUGACCAAUCGGCGAGACCUGGAGACGGUGUACCGCCGGAAGCUCUCCCAUCGUUGGUGACCAUGAAGAGGAGCCAGUUGAAAGGGGCGGCCGAGCAGCUUCGCGAACGAGCCAAGCGACUCCGAGAAACGACUAAAGUGCAACUGGUGUUUCAGCAAGGCGUGGUGCAUCUGAGGAAGAGUUGGAGAAUAGUGGCCCCGAACCAUGGCAAGGUCAACGUGCCGCUUCAAGUGGGCGAACCGCUGUCAGUCGACUGCAGUUUCGGAAGUGCCGGUGGCAAGUCUGUGCCGUUCACCGCGGCUGCGGGUACCCGACACAGGCAUCCGUGGCUGUUCCAACUGACGUGCGGUGAGGGCGGGCGGCUGGAGGCGCAACCCUCGAAUACGCAGGGUCUCAAGGCAUUUGAAGUCCAGCUCGUAUCGGUUCAAACCGGCAUGUGCGAACACUCCCUUAGAGCUAGCUUUCCUGCACGAAGCGAUCGAUGCAGAAGGACGGACGCGGCAGCGGGAGACUGUCGAAAACCACCACCCGCAAGUAAUGGAGGAGCGGAGCUCAAGUUGGAGAGACGGAGCGAUGUUCGGAUGGAUGACCUUGAGCAACACAUAUCUCGCCUACAGCAUAGCGUCUUUUGGGAGGAGGUCUUUGAAACUCUCAAGGCAGAGGCUUUGGUUGACGGGAAGGAUGGAUGGCUGGUUCAUCAAGAUGCGAGAUGCGGCUCGGAUGUUGUCGGACCUCGUACGGGGACGCCGGCGAUGGCGCCUGAAGUGGUCGGAAGGAUAGAAUCAGGAGCAAAACGGAGAUUAGUAGGCUUGAGCCCACGAGGGAUGACGACUUCCACUCUGAACGCUAGGGCUCGGGUGGCGCACGUGUUGGACGACGAAGUAAUGGUGGAAAUGGACAGCCACUCUCUCUUGGGGUAUAGAUUGGUCUCAGCGAACCCAGGAGGUUGCAGGGAGGGUUGUCAGUUCAAAAAGUCCUGUGAGCCGGGAAGUAGGAGCAUGGAUUUCUGCCGAAUCUGGAGGGAGCACAACGGGAGGUGCCACGACGGGGGGGCGAUUGUCGGCCGCGAGUACGUGGAAGUCGGUUGGACGUGUGUUGCUACACCACCUUUUUCGCUCGGAGGUUGUCCAGGGAGUGGCGAACGUGAGUCGCUCUACGCAAAAGAUCGGUCUUCCGUUGGCCGUGCGAUGGACGCACUUGGAGGAGACCUACCGCACUAGUGCUCUUACUUUGACCGUAGGGCACUGCUUCCAUUUUAGGGCGUCCUUGGACGAUGGAUGCGGGAUCGUUGUGAGUGCCCUCCCUGGUCUGCAGAACCACGCAGAUCAGCGAAGUGUGGAGCUGCAGUCUGCACGAGACCUUGAGCAUUUUCUGCUCCGCGAGGUUUGUCGUCAAAUCGUGCUUACAUUUGGGGAUAUCACUGCGUCGUGGACAAGCGGGGUUAUGUCGGAGGGAGCGGCUUGUUUCAGGGUUGAGCUUGAGCCAGCCGCAAUCUAUCUCUUGCCAAGCCCGAAAACAGAGGAAUCCGGUCCCAAAUCUACGGAGGAACCCCGUGGAAGCAGCUGCGAGGUCCGGGUUUAUGUCCAAGGGGCGGGAGUUCAGAUCGCGUGCAGCAGCUGGUCAACCUCGGGAUGUACACCAAACGGGCAAGGUCCCCGAAAUGAAGGCAAGGCUGGUUUUUUGACAGACACCACCCCAGCACGGCCUUCAGAAACAUCGAGCACCACCGCUGCUACCCUGGAAGUGAAUGUAGCAGAAUGGGACAAGCUGGAUGGACGAGAUCUCUUCCAAAAGUUUUCCAGCCUGCUAGGGAUAUUGUAUCCGUUGUGAAUAAAAAUGUGACUUAGUAUCUCGCAUCGUGGAGAAUCCAUUGUGGGAUCAGUUAGAUUUGGUCGACACGAUCCAAGCCUGUGCCGGGAGGUCCUGCAUUCGCUGUACCCGGCGUGCGAAAAAUCCCAGCCAGAUCAAGC
Ectocarpus siliculosus is the source of this 2559-nucleotide messenger RNA. The record is from the annotation of a GenBank genome assembly. NCBI's taxonomy places the organism in Eukaryota, Phaeophyceae, Ectocarpales, Ectocarpaceae.